ACCCUAUCUCAGGUACGGAGGGAGGGAAGAUGACGUCUGCUGCAGGUGGAACGCCACCCCAAAACCCUACCCCUACUGCAGGAGAGGCGGAGCGGCGCCGUUCCCCCAUCCGGAAGAAGACGGCGACGAGAACGAGGGAUGCUAGUGGCAAAGAGGAUGUGGUGAUGGAGGAGGAGAAGGAGGGCGCCUUCCUCCUUGGUGAACCGACCUUCUUGAACCUGGGUGGCGGGCGUUUGCGGUGCGUGGAGACGGGGCAUGAGUUGCUCGCCAAGGACGAGGAGGCCUACGGCCGCACCAAGGCCUGCCGCCUCGCGAUCAUCGACGCCGCCGUUGCCCAGAAGAAGCCUCCCCUCAAUAUGUUCCAACCCCACCCCACCUCCAAGUCGCAGCUGGUGUGCAAGCUGACUGGUGAUUCGGUGAAUAAAUCUGAGGAACAUAUCUGGAAGCACAUCAAUGGAAGGAAAUUCCACAAUAAAUUAGAACAAAAGGAAAUGGAGAAGCAUUCCUCUGCAGAAGCAGUGGAGAAAGACACAAAACAGUCAAAGAAGCAAGUGAAGUCAACUCUGGGUUCUCGCAAUAGAGUUCGGAAGAAAGACAUGAACAUGAAUGAUUCACAUACCAAGAAGACAAAGGCAGAUGAUGAUGAUGAUAUGGUGGAGCCUGAAUUUUGGGUUCCUCCUGUUGGAAGUCGCAGGGACCUUGAUGAUGGAAAAGAUCGUUGGGAUCCUCAAACAAACAUGGUUGAUGAGGCAGAUGAUGGUAGUGGCCUAGAUGGAAUAUCUGAAAAAGAUGACCCAGAAACAAUUGAGCUUUCCAAUCGGACUAAGCGAAUGUCAAUAGUUGUUGGCCCCAGCAGCUUUGCUUCAAGGAAGAAGAAGAUUAAGAAGGCUGCAACCCUUCCAAAUGGUAGUUGAAAUAAGAGGGGUUUACAGCAUCAAACUUCACCGGAGGGUUGAUGAGGCUAUUUCCAAUCUCUUGAUGAGGUUAUUUUCGAUCUCAACAUGAAGUGGCGGAUGUGGAUAUUAUUGAAAAAUCUUGGGGACGAUAUCAUAUGUGCAACGAAAGAACAAAGGGGGGGGGGGGGGUGAGUUGGUAACGAAAAAUGAAUCAUGUGUCGUCCGAGUGGAAGUUGGUUGCUUCAUUUUUAUUUUGGUUGAUGGUACCAAUUUUCAUGGAUAGUCUGAAUUCAGGGUUAGGGUUAGGGUUUGGAUCUAAGCCUUAAGGGAUGAUGUGGUCCCAAAAGAAAAUUUUCGUGGAGCGAUGCCAUUCGAUUUAUUGCAGGCAACAACAAAAGAUGCAGAGGAGGAUGUUUUACGUAUCUGAAAAUGACUGGGUGCUUUUGUCGAAGCUCUCAGGAAGGGGGGGGGGAGGGAAAGGUGAAAGACGCGUAGAGCGGUGCAUUGCAGGUGACGACAAACGAUACAAAGGGGGAUGUUUUCUCUCUCUCUCUCUCUCUCUCUCUCUCUCUCUCUCUCGUCUACAACCCCUUGGCGUCGUGGAGGUCUUUGUAAUCAAUUUUCAGUAAAUUUCAGUCAUGAUUCUUCUAAGCUUUCCUCUAAUAAUCUGAUGAGGUUUUGAUCACUUUGUGCAAUAAUUGUCAUCGAGAUUUCGCAUAUGGAUUAAGAUUUUUGAUAGUUUUUAACAGUUGGAAAAUAAGCAAGCAGGGUAUAACCCAUGUAGUCUUGUUUAUUUUAAGCUAAUAUACUCAUACAUGAAGAAAUUAAGAUCUUUUGUUGGUCUA
Molecule: messenger RNA, 1741 nt
Organism: Musa acuminata AAA Group (dessert banana)
Lineage: Eukaryota; Viridiplantae; Streptophyta; Magnoliopsida; Zingiberales; Musaceae
Exons: 6
Coding region: 30-914 (294 amino acids)
Source: RefSeq, a predicted model, not a curated record